AAAGUUACAAAUGUCACCCUUAGUUUGCAUUUUCUCUCAUUUCUUCCCCUCUUUCAAUUCUAAACUCUUUUAAUUUUCCUUUCACUUAAUCUAUUGCACUUUUGUAUUAGCAUCAAAUUGGUUGAUAUAGGAAAAUAAUGGAUGCGCCAGAGGAUGCUUUGUUAGAGAUCCUAGCUCGACAACCAGUGAAGUCGUUAAUUCGAUUCACUAGUGUAUGCAAGUAUUGGCUUGAUAUCAUCUCAUCGUCCGAAUUUGCAACAAAACACUAUGCUACUCGUCUUUCACAAAAUUUUGAUGAAUAUGGUUCAUUAUUGAUCCUGAAUCCCCCAGCUUGUUCCAUUUCAAUUUUAUCUUACAAAAACCUCGCUUUGGAAACAGCCUUUAAAUUUAGACCUGCUGUUGAUUAUGAACAACCUAAGUAUGAUAUAUAUCAUCGCGAUGUAGUUUAUGAGUUAAGCAUUCACGGCCCUUGUAAUGGCCUCUUCCUUCUUUGUUUCACGAAACAUGGAAUUAAGUAUGUUUUGUGGAAUCCUGCUACUAGAGAAAUAUUUAAACUCCCUGCCACAGGUAUUUUUCGAGUGUCUAUUAUCGGUAUUGGGUUUGAUAACAAAACAAAUGAUUACAAAGUUGUUCUUGCUGAUGUAUCGGAGUGUUCUGAUGGGAUGCUAUUGUAUUCCCUUGCUGCUAAUUCUUGGAGGCAUCUUGAUGCCGGUUUUGAAUUUGGGCAUGGUUGUAUUAUUCAUCGGAAUUUAUCCUCGUGCUCAAAUGGUCGUAUGCACAAUUCGAUAUAUUCUCAAAGUAUUGAUACACGUUUGUGUAAUCAUAGCAAAAUUCUCUCUUUUGACAUGGUGGAUGAAGUAUUUGUGCUGACCCCUAUGCCUUAUGAGUUAAACUAUAGCUCUGAGUUAAUAAACUAUGGGUUUUUGGAUCAAGGCUCAAAUCAUAUGUACCCGACCGUGUAUUAUUUGAUAGACCCACAAUGGGUAUGGAUAUUUGGGUUUGAAGGAGUAUGGUCCAACAGGGUUUUGGAACAAACAACAAUCUAUCACAAUUUUUGAUGAUUUUAUCAGAUAUAAUUAUAACUUACUAUUGUGGAAGAACAAGUUUCUUGUGUCUCGCUGCAGUGUUGAACAAGAACCAAUGGUUUGGUAUGAUCUGACAACACGAGAAAUCAAACCGCGUCAAAUUCCUGGAUAAUACAUUUUUAGCUAUACAGAGAGUCUAAUUUCUAUUGCAAAAAUCGCAGGCCAUUCACCACCACCACAGUAUCAUUUAUCAGUUGAAAUUGCGCCUGAGAGAUCACAUCAGAAUGAUUUAUCAAUUGAAAUUCCACCUAGGGCAUUACUUCAGGAUCAUUUAUCUGCUGAAAUUGCACCUGGGGAACUGCCCUUGUUACAGCAACAACAAUAUGCGCAACCAGGAUUGCAACAUGAGCAUCAUCAAGAGGAUUCAUCCGUGGAAUUACCCUUGUUACAGCAGCAACAACAACAAUAUGCGCCACCACAUGAGCAUCAUCAAGAGGAUUCUUUAGUAGAAACUAUGUUUCAACAAGUGCAGCUUGAAGGUGAACUAAAACAAGAAAUUGAUGAAGACAGUGAUAAUUCGUCCACUGACAGCGCGUUCCAGAUGCCUCCUAAAGGAAUAAGUUACUGGGAGAUGGGAAGCAUUUAUAUUGAUUGUGAGACAGAAAUGAAACUUGGUCCUCUCAGAAAAAAAGAGUUGGAUAAAUUAGACAAGCUGCCAUAUGUUCUUCGAGAAGUUAACCAACCAAUCAGUUCUAACCCCUGUAUAUUUUAAGAUUUCAAUUAGGCAAUAAUAUAGCUCUUUCAUUAUCUAUCGUUUUAUUUAUUAUUGGUACUUUAAUUAUAUUGUUUGGGCUGCUCUAAUGUAAUGCACUAGAUAUCUUGAUGAAUUAUCCAA
Molecule: messenger RNA, 1920 nt
Organism: Chenopodium quinoa (quinoa)
Lineage: Eukaryota; Viridiplantae; Streptophyta; Magnoliopsida; Caryophyllales; Amaranthaceae
Product: putative F-box protein At3g21120
Exons: 2
Coding region: 138-1058 (306 amino acids)
Molecular function (GO): protein binding
Source: RefSeq, a predicted model, not a curated record